AUGGCGGCGAGCGCAGGCUACGUGCGGCUGUGGGCGGCAGCGCGGUGUUGGGCACUCCGGCGGCCGCUGCUGGUUCCUCGCGGGAGCCGUGUGCCGAGCCCGUCUGGGCCGUGGCAGCGCCGAGGCCGGCGGGGAAGCGACGCAGCGGCUCCCUGGACGCUGUGGGGCCGCAGCGCGGCAGGUGUGGGGCAGUGGCGCGGACUGUGGGACGCAGGAGGCCGCGGAGGCGGCGGCGACGAGGCCUCGGAGGGCGGCGCGGAGGACGGAGCCGCGGCGGGUGCCGGGGAAGGGCCAGUGGUCACCGCGCUGGCGCCCAUGACCGUCCCGGACGUGUUCCCGCACCUGCCCCUCAUCGCUAUUACCCGCAACCCGGUGUUCCCGCGGUUCAUCAAGAUCGUGGAGGUUAAAAAUAAGAAGCUGGUUGAGCUACUGAGAAGGAAAGUCCGUCUGGCCCAGCCCUAUGUGGGAGUCUUUCUAAAGAAGGAUGACAACAAUGAGUCAGACGUGGUAGAGAGCCUGGACGAGAUCUACCACACGGGGACUUUCGCCCAGAUCCACGAGAUGCAGGACCUUGGGGACAAACUACGCAUGAUCCUCACAGGCCACAGAAGGAUCCAUAUUAGCCGGCAGCUGGAGGUGGAGCCUGAGGAGGAGCCUGAGAACAAGCAGAAGACUCGGAGAAAGCCAAAGCGGGGCAGGAAGGAGACAGAAGAGGAGCUGGGCGUCAAGCCCCAGCCUGAGGGGGUGGCUGGGCCCCCCACAUCCACCAGGGAGGUGCUAAUGGUGGAGGUGGAGAACAUUGUCCAUGAAGACUUCCAGGUCACUGAAGAGGUCAAAGCCCUGACCGCAGAGAUCGUGAAGACCAUCCGUGACAUCAUUGCCUUGAACCCUCUAUAUAGAGAGUCAGUGCUGCAGAUGAUGCAGGCUGGCCAACGUGUGGUGGACAACCCCAUCUACCUGAGUGACAUGGGCGCCGCUCUGACAGGCGCUGAGUCGCAUGAGCUGCAGGAUGUGUUGGAGGAGACCAAUAUCCUGAAGCGUCUCUAUAAGGCCCUGUCGCUCCUGAAGAAGGAGUUUGAGCUGAGCAAGCUGCAACAGCGCCUGGGCCGUGAGGUGGAGGAGAAGAUCAAGCAGACACACCGCAAGUACCUGCUGCAGGAGCAGCUGAAAAUCAUCAAGAAGGAGCUGGGGCUGGAGAAGGAGGACAAGGACGCCAUCGAGGACAAGUUCCGGGAACGCCUGCGCACGCUGGUGGUGCCCAAGCAUGUGAUGGAUGUGGUAGAUGAGGAGCUAAGUAAGCUGGCCCUGCUGGACAACCACUCCUCUGAGUUCAACGUCACACGCAACUACUUGGACUGGCUGACAUCCAUUCCGUGGGGCAGAUACAGCAAUGAGAACCUGGACCUGGCGCGGGCACAGGCGGUGCUGGAGGAGGACCACUACGGCAUGGAGGAUGUGAAGAAGCGCAUCCUGGAGUUCAUCGCAGUCAGCCAGCUCCGAGGCUCCACACAGGGCAAGAUCCUCUGCUUCUACGGGCCACCUGGCGUGGGCAAGACCAGCAUCGCACGCUCCAUCGCACGAGCACUCAACCGCGAGUACUUCCGCUUCAGCGUUGGGGGCAUGACGGACGUGGCGGAGAUCAAGGGCCACAGGCGCACCUACGUGGGGGCCAUGCCCGGGAAGAUCAUCCAGUGUCUGAAGAAGACAAAGACUGAGAACCCGCUAGUGCUGAUCGAUGAGGUGGACAAGAUUGGUCGUGGCUACCAGGGCGACCCAUCUUCGGCACUGCUGGAGCUGCUAGAUCCAGAGCAGAAUGCCAAUUUCCUGGAUCACUACCUAGAUGUGCCAGUGGACCUGUCCAAGGUGCUGUUCAUCUGCACAGCCAAUGUCACUGACACCAUCCCCGAGCCACUGAGGGACCGAAUGGAGAUGAUCAAUGUGUCUGGCUAUGUGGCACAGGAGAAGCUGGCCAUUGCUGAGCGCUACCUGGUACCACAGGCCCGGGUGCUAUGUGGCCUGGACGAGAGCAAAGCAAGGCUAUCGGCUGAUGUGCUCACACUGCUCAUCAAACAGUACUGCCGUGAGAGUGGGGUGCGCAACCUGCAGAAGCAGGUGGAAAAGGUGCUGCGGAAGGCUGCCUACAAGAUUGUAAGUGGGGAGGUGGACACAGUGUGGGUGACGCCAGAGAACCUGCAGGACUUUGUGGGGAAGCCUGUGUUCACUGUGGAGCGCAUGUACGAUGUGACACCACCUGGUGUUGUCAUGGGCCUGGCCUGGACCGCCAUGGGAGGCUCCACACUGUUUGUGGAGACAUCCCUUAGGCGGCCACCACAGAGAGACGGCAGGGAGGACAAGGAUGGCAGCCUGGAAGUGACUGGCCAGCUGGGGGAGGUGAUGAAGGAGAGCGCCCGUAUUGCCUACACCUUUGCCCGUGCCUUCCUCAUGCAGAGGGACCCUGAAAAUGACUUCCUGCUAACCUCACAUCUCCACCUCCACGUGCCAGAGGGCGCUACCCCAAAGGAUGGCCCCAGUGCAGGCUGUACGAUUGUCACUGCACUGCUGUCCCUGGCUCUGGGGCGGCCAGUGCUGCAGAACCUGGCCAUGACUGGUGAGGUCUCCCUCACUGGCAAGGUGCUGCCUGUGGGUGGCAUCAAGGAAAAGACCAUUGCGGCCAAGCGAGCAGGCAUAACGUGCAUCAUCCUACCUGCUGAGAACAGGAAGGACUUCUCAGACUUGGCGCCCUUCAUCACGGAGGGCCUGGAUGUGCACUUUGUGGCGCACUACCAAGACAUCUUCCGCAUCGCAUUUCCUCUGCAUGAGCAGGAGCCUGCAGCACUGGCUGUGGAGCGGUGAUGCCCAGCUGUGGGGUUGGUGAGGAGCCCAGGGACCUGACUAUAAAAUCAUGGUAUGGCAAAGAGCCAUGAGCUGCUUGUAGGAUCAUGAAUAAAAUGAACGUUUGCAA
Nannospalax galili (Upper Galilee mountains blind mole rat) is the source of this 2962-nucleotide messenger RNA. RefSeq names its product lon peptidase 1, mitochondrial (gene Lonp1). Gene Ontology annotation, molecular function: ATP binding; single-stranded DNA binding; ATP-dependent peptidase activity. The record is from RefSeq and is a predicted model, not a curated record. NCBI's taxonomy places the organism in Eukaryota, Metazoa, Chordata, Mammalia, Rodentia, Spalacidae. Gene Ontology annotation, biological process: mitochondrion organization; chaperone-mediated protein complex assembly; protein catabolic process. Gene Ontology annotation, cellular component: mitochondrial matrix. The coding region runs from base 1 to 2853 and encodes 950 amino acids. The transcript is spliced from 18 exons.